This is a messenger RNA of Condylura cristata (star-nosed mole), 1310 nucleotides long. RefSeq names its product NADH dehydrogenase (ubiquinone) 1 alpha subcomplex, 9, 39kDa (gene NDUFA9). The record is from RefSeq and is a predicted model, not a curated record. The transcript has 11 exons. Lineage: Eukaryota; Metazoa; Chordata; Mammalia; Eulipotyphla; Talpidae. Gene Ontology annotation, cellular component: mitochondrion. Bases 54 to 1190 code for a protein of 378 amino acids. Gene Ontology annotation, molecular function: protein-containing complex binding.
ACCUAGCAGCCGUAGUUGGCCCAGGGGCCGGUGGUGGGGAAUUGUGGGAGAAGAUGGCGGCCGCCGUUCAUCCCCGGGUUGUCCGAGCCCUGCCAAUGUCACGUUCUUCUAUUGCUGCUCUCAAUGCAUUGGUGUGCCAUGGCCCUGCCCAGCGCCAGAUCCACCAUGCCGUCAUGCCUCACGGGAAAGGGGGGCGUUCCUCGGUCAGUGGGGUUGUGGCCACUGUGUUUGGAGCAACAGGCUUCCUGGGCCGAUACGUAGUCAACCACCUUGGUCGGAUGGGCUCACAGGUUAUCAUACCCUAUCGGUGUGAACCAUAUGACGUCAUGCACCUUCGCCCUAUGGGUGACUUGGGCCAAAUCAUCUUUCUGGAGUGGGACGCGAGAAAUAAGGAUUCCAUCCGGAGGGCUGUGGAGCACAGCAACGUGGUCAUCAACCUAGUUGGGCGAGAAUGGGAAACCAGAAACUUUGAUUUUGAAGAUGUUUAUGUCAAGAUUCCCCAGGCAAUUGCUCAAGUGUCCAAGGAAGCCGGGAUUGAAAAAUUCAUUCAUGUUUCACACCUGAAUGCUGAUAUUAAGAGCUCUUCUAGAUACCUGAGAAACAAGGCUGUUGGAGAGAAAGAGGUGAGAGAUGCCUUUCCAGAAGCCAUCAUCAUAAAACCAUCGGACAUCUUUGGAAGAGAGGACCGAUUCCUCAAUUAUUUUGCAAAUAUCCGCUGGUUUGGUGGUGUGCCUCUCACCAACCUGGGCUUGAAGACAGAGAAGCAGCCCGUGUAUGUUGUAGAUGUGUCCAAAGGAAUUAUUAAUGCAAUUAAGGAACCAGAUGCCAGAGGAAAAACUUUUGCCUUUGUUGGGCCAAAUCGGUACAUCCUUUUCGACCUGGUGCAGUACGUCUUUGCCAUGGCUCACAGGCCCUUCCUCCCGUACCCCAUGCCCCGUUUCGCCUAUCAGUUGAUAGGACGGCUCUUUGAAAUGAACCCAUUUGAGCCCUGGACAACGAGGGAUAAAGUGGAGCGGGUUCACAUCACAGAUAAGACCUUGCCUCACCUGCCUGGCUUGGAAGACCUUGGCAUUCAGCCAACAGCCCUGGAACUCAAGGCCAUUGAGGUGCUGCGGCGUCACCGCACUUACCGCUGGCUGUCGAUGGAGAUUGAGGAUGUGAAGCCGGCCAAGACUGUCAGCACUCAGUGACUGCGCGCGGCCCUUGGUUUUUGGUUGUUGGUUGGGUCACCUGGCCGCUAACAAGUGCUCUUUCGUCAGAGUCCUGUACAUAGUGAAUCAGAUCCUUCCAUUAAAGCAUCUGAGCUUAAA